Molecule: messenger RNA, 2319 nt
Organism: Paramacrobiotus metropolitanus
Lineage: Eukaryota; Metazoa; Tardigrada; Eutardigrada; Parachela; Macrobiotidae
Product: mucin-5AC-like
Exons: 5
Coding region: 133-1800 (555 amino acids)
Cellular component (GO): membrane
Molecular function (GO): calcium ion binding
Source: RefSeq, a predicted model, not a curated record
AUCCGAACAGAUUCAAUCUCAAGCACUGGCAGCAGUGAACAGUAGUUCGGGUGCGGAACAAGCCAGGAAAGUUAGCGUUGAAUCGAAAUAUACCGGUUCUGUGACCUUUCGGUGAAUUAUCCACUUUGCACCAUGUCCAGCGCUCUGCCUAUUCGUUAUCGCUUUGUGCACCUCCUCCUGAUGAUCGUCGGGAUUAUCCACGUGACCACCACCGCGGAAGAGGAUGCUCGCGACAAUACACUUUUGCGCGUUAAACGGCAGAGCGGCGCCUUCACCCGCACCUACACCUUCACACCGCAGUCGUGCAACGCCGGCUCGAUCGCCGGCGCCGUUUCGGCCAGCGGCGCCACGUACUACUCGGUGCAGACUCCCAACUCCAACAUCGGCGUCACCUCGACGACGGGCAACAUCUUCCUGGCCAACUACCUCACCCGCGGCGUCCCCUACACCGUCACCAUCCAGGCCUGGGCCAACCAGGCCGCCUUCAACAACGGCGCCGGCACCAAUCCCCUGGGCACCACCACCGUCACCGUCACCUGCCAGGUGGCCAGCAGUACCCCCGGCGGGACCCCCACCGGGGCCGUGGGGAGCGCCCCGGUGGCGGGCACCCAGGCUCUGACCGCCACCAGCUGCAGCGUUCCCGGCACUUUCGUCGGCAGCGCCACCGCCACCAGCGCCACCGCCGUGACCUACGCUGCGGUCACCACCGGGUCGCCGUUCACGGUGGCCACCAACGGGCAGAUCACCCUCAACCAGGUCACCUCCGGCACCCAGACGCUCGUUGUCAGAGCCACCAACGCGUACGGCAGCACGCAGUUCCAGGUGCAGAUCACCUGUCCAAGCAGCACCGCCGCGGUCUUCCCGGCCUUCACCUCGCCCCUGUACACCAUGUCGGCGUCACCCUGCACGGCUGGUGCCAUCGUCGGCACCGUCAUCGCGACCCCCACCGGCACCGUCAACUACCAACUGGCCUCCGCCGCCCCGGUCACCGUCAACUCCGCCACCGGCCAGAUCCAGCUGACCUCGGCGCCCAUUACCAGCCCCUUCAACUUCGCCGUCACCGCCAGCAACAGCCGCGGCACCACGGCGACGACGGUGAGCCUGACCUGCACCAGUAGCUCUAGCGGGGGCACAACCCCCAACCGCAUCUACUUCACGGUCCCGGUGUACACCUUCUAUCCGACCGGGACGGCGUGCAACGCCGGCGGGGUGCUGGGACAGGUCGGGGUGGUGGGCGCCACUACGGCGCCGACGUUUACCAUCACCUCCACCAAUCCCGGGUACGCCAUCAGUCAAGCCGGCGUCAUCACCAACCCCACGACGGGCCCGGUGUCCGGGACGUACACCGUGCAGGCUUCGGCCAACAGCGGCCAGACCGCCACGGCCACCUUCAUCGUCAACCGGAUGUUCUGCACGACCAGCAGCGGCGGGACCACCGGCACGUGUCCGGCCUUCGCCCAGACGUCCUACACCUUCACCCCCGCCGGCGGCUGCGGCUUCUUCGCGCCCAUCGGCACAGUGUCGGCUACCUGCUCCACGGGGGGCGCGGUCACGUAUUCGCUGCCCUUCGCCGCCGUUAACAAUUUCGGCAUCGACCCCACUAGCGGGUCGCUGUACGCCACGGCCCCCAGCACCACCUGCCAGACGGUGACGGUGACGGCUACCGUGCAGGAUGGGACGUCACGGACCAGCACCGCGCAGGUGGCCAUCGCCUGCAACGGCGGCACCUGCACACCCACCACAGGCGGAUCAACGGGCUGCACGCAAGUGGGACAACCAGGUUGCGGCGAUAUUGGCUAACGAAGUCGCUGUGUGCGAAAUGACCAAAUGGCGUUCUCAGCCAGGAAAUGCCGGCUUUGUUACAGCCCUGCUCAGCCAAGUUGGGGCAGUUUUGUUAAAUAAUUAUAAAAUAAUUGUAUACAUUGUUUCGUUUUUGAAUUUGCAGUUAUCUAGUGUAACUUUUUACGGCAAAUCUAGGAGUUUUAAAACCGGUACCCCUUGGUGUGCCAGUAGGGAGCCGAGCACUGGUUAAGGGGAUGGUGUGGUGGUCAUUUUUAGGAUGCUUAUAACGGCCCCUCUGAAGAAUACACCAACAGAUAUUUUUACGUGAGCUUUUCUGGAAAGUCCUAAGCGAACCGAAGCCUGUCCGUUAUGGGUUCGCAAAAAAAUCUAGCGCGAUCAGUGCUCGGGCUGGCCGUGAAACAAUGUGCACUUCCCAUAGGAUUGUAUGCUAAGACCUACCUGCCGAAGAAUGCGGUUGCCUAGCGCACAGACCAAAGUAACUUCAAUUUGAUAUUUGCCAUGAAUAAAGCAUGGACC